AUGAGUGCUCCAGAACAAGCUGGCGCCGUGGAAAUCUUGUUUCAGCACCAGUAUGCAUUUUUGAUCUCAAAGAUUAUGUUUACUGCCUCUGAUCUUGGUGUAUUUGAUCUGCUGAUGGAGUCCAAGGAACCGUUGACUUCAGUGACUAUUGCCGAACGUCUGGGUACCAGUCCCUUUGGGAUGGAGAGGCUGCUGGACGCCUGUGUAGGCUUAAAGUUCCUGCGAAUGGAGAGGAAGGACAACCAAGCUCUUUAUGGAAAUACAGACAUUUCCAACCUCUACCUUGCCAAAUCAAGCUUGAAGUCUCAGUAUCAUUCCUUGAAGUUCUCUUCUGAAUUUAUCUAUCCGGGUAUGCAGUACUUAGCUGAUUCUGUGAGAGAAGGAAAGAGUCAGACUGAUAGAUUAUAUGGCAUUUCAGGAAAGGAUUGGUCUGGCGCUCUUAACAGAUCCAAGAGUGGGCUGCAAAAAAUGUUCAUGGAUGCUAUGCAUGCAAUGUGGCGUCUGUUUGGCCGAGAAAUGAUGGCUGCAUUUGAUCUUUCGCGUUUCCCGCUUGUUUGUGAUGUGGGAGGAUGUACUGGAGCAUGUGCCAAGGAAUAUAUUUCAUUAUAUCCAAAUUCUACAGUGACAAUUUUAGACCUACCUGAAAUAGUGGAACAAGCAAAGAACCAUUAUGUGUCCUCGCAAGAUCACCAGAUUACUUUCCAUAAAGGGGACUUUUUCAAAGACCCAAUUCCAGAAGCUGAUCUUUAUAUUUUGACUAGGGUCCUGCAUGACUGGGCUGAUGAUAAGUGUGUGCAGCUACUAACCAGACUGCACAAGGCCUGCAAACCUGGUGGUGGAGUGUUAAUAGUGGAAACGGCCCUCAAUGAAGAUAGAAAGGGGCCGGUAAGGUGCCAACUAUUCUCUGUGUUGAUGCUACUUCUUACCGAAGGCAAAGAACGAACCUCAUCAGAAUACAAUGCGCUGCUUAGUGCAGCUGGAUUCAAAGAGAUUAAACAAAAGAAAAUGAGCUUCUAUGAUGCCUUUUUAGCAAGAAAAUAA
Lacerta agilis (Sand lizard) is the source of this 1041-nucleotide messenger RNA. RefSeq names its product acetylserotonin O-methyltransferase-like. The record is from RefSeq and is a predicted model, not a curated record. Bases 1 to 1041 code for a protein of 346 amino acids. The transcript has 8 exons. NCBI's taxonomy places the organism in Eukaryota, Metazoa, Chordata, Lepidosauria, Squamata, Lacertidae. Gene Ontology annotation, molecular function: acetylserotonin O-methyltransferase activity. Gene Ontology annotation, biological process: melatonin biosynthetic process; methylation.